AUGGAUUUCGAAGACUUGCCCAUUAAUUCAUCAUCACCAUCAAUACAAACGAUCGAACCCUUCCCAUCCCAUCAUCCAACGACAGCAUGUCCCCCUUCUCAACAAAUAUACAAACUCUCCAAAAUCCCCGCAUCCAUCAUCCUCCUCGCCUGCGAAGUCAUCUCCCCAAACGGCCGCUCCAAACACCCAAACAACCCCAUCAACUCCCGAUGCAACUCCGCAUCCAUAUACCCACCCUUCCAAAUCUGCGUCGCCCAUCGCCAGAGAACAUCGUCCCUGAAAGCGGCGUCGUCGCAGAAAUACGCGAUAGACGUCUACCAAGUCCGAGACCGGGCCCGCGAUCCCGGCCAACGUCGUCGCCACGUCGUGCGGAGCGAUGUAGACCAUAUACGGCGUGAGAGGAUUCCCGAGAGCAGCGACAUCCUGAUCGAAGACCUCGCCUCCCAGCCCGUGCUCCACGACACUCUCGAACAUCUCCGCGAUCUGCUUCGUCAUGUUCCCAUCACGCCGGAAGUGGACUUCGGUGUCUCUUUCCAGAAGGUCCAGAAACAGGGGCAGGCUCCUGAACGGCGCGGAGACGAGCCCGCGGUAUUCGGAGUGGUGGUUGUAGAUGUGGACGUCCAUCAGGCGGCGCACGACGCACGCGGCGAACUCGAGGAUGAAGUCUUCGGGGUGUUCGUCGGUGGCGUCGGCGUGGGCCAUGACGAAGAGCUGGGCGUUGAACUGCUGGACGCGGGCGGAGGUCGAGAUGCCGCGUCGGCGCGUCUAGCGGCGGAGGGCGGGGAGGAAGUCGAAGCAGUCGUUUUUGUAGUCGACGGCGUCUUUGAUUUCGCGCGCGAGGCGGGCGCAUUCUCGUUUGCGGAUUGUGCGCGCCAGGGUGGUGGUGUUGAUGUCGACGAAGGCGCAGAGGUCGCGGGAGAUCAGUCUUGCUUGUUGGAUCUCGGCGGCUGUGAGAGACUCGAAGAUUACGAGCUUGAGCUCGGCGGGCAGGUCGAUUAA
Zasmidium cellare ATCC 36951 is the source of this 999-nucleotide messenger RNA. RefSeq lists its product as uncharacterized. The record is from RefSeq and is a predicted model, not a curated record. The coding region runs from base 1 to 999 and encodes 332 amino acids. NCBI's taxonomy places the organism in Eukaryota, Fungi, Ascomycota, Dothideomycetes, Mycosphaerellales, Mycosphaerellaceae. The transcript is spliced from 2 exons.